Molecule: messenger RNA, 481 nt
Organism: Arachis stenosperma
Lineage: Eukaryota; Viridiplantae; Streptophyta; Magnoliopsida; Fabales; Fabaceae
Exons: 4
Coding region: 1-336 (111 amino acids)
Source: RefSeq, a predicted model, not a curated record
AUGGUUUUCGUUCUGUGUUUUGAAUACGAGGAAGAGAUUAAUCAAAGAAUCAAGAGUCCUCUUUUACGCUCUUUAGGUUUUGAAGAUGGCGCUAAGGACUACGUGAAGGAAGAGGAUCUUGAUGCUGAGUCUCCCACCUCCAUCCUUGAAGAUGACACGCAGCCGCUGAAAAAUUCAACGACAGGCCACCUUGGGGGUUCUCUUGCUGGAUCUGGGUUUUCCUUGGCUUAUUCUCUUGUUCUGGGGUUGGUCUUGUAUGUUAUGCAUCAUAACCGAAAUGAAGAUGAGGACAAAUAUUUUUUUGGAACAAAAUUAGGAUGCAUCUUCGCUGUUUGAUCAUUUGUUUACGUUUUUUGGUCGCGAAUUUUAAAAAUUUUGUAGGGUUUGACUAUGAAAGGAUUUGCGGUUGGAGCUUAGAGCAUUUCUAUACUUAGUUUUAAUUUUAUUUUUUGUUUAAAUCUUACAAAAUAUCAUAUAAAUA